AUGUCUCCAUCGCGUUCAGGCUUGUCCAUCAGGAUACCGCCAACCCAGGCCAAGACCGACUUGGCUUUCGCAGCCUUGCAGUAUCUCCCUAUGCCAGUGCUGGUACUGUCUAGUCAGAAAACCGUCUUGCUUGCAAACGAAGCCAUGGGGCGCCUAUUCGGCUUAGAUCCAUUCGCAAGCUCUCCGGAAACAGGUGGUCUAGAUGCAUUAACCCGCUUUCAGAGCCGAGACGUGCACAGUGCCACCGACGUGCUAUACGGCGUGUCCAUUGGCCAGUUGGGCAUUGACCUGCUGCAGAACGGGAAUGCCGUAUUCGUGUCGUGGGAAGACUUUCUCGGAACUGUUGUCGACGACGCUUCUCGCGUGCAAAGCUCGCUUACCAACCUUAAUACUUAUCACUCUCGAGGUUUACAGCAAGAACACACUCCCACAAGUCAUAGUCAUGCGCGGACAACGUCGGCUGGAUCAUCCAGACUAAGUACAGCUAGUGGCGUGCGAACUGAAGUCCACGACGCGAUUGUUGACAUCGUCUUCUCUGCGGAUCGCAACCCACAAACAGGGCUACCAGCUGGUACACGACAUAACAUGUCCAGCUACGUCCAAGCGCAGAUGAUCAUCUCUGUGUGGGCCACCGAGGAUGAGCAGUAUUUCACUCUCACCUUCACAUCAACGCAGACAGCACAAGCGGCUUCCGUGGCGGACGCAAACGGUAAGACGACAACGAGGACGGUCGCUCGAGCGCCAACGGGUAUGAGUUCAGGUAUGAGUUCCAGCUCCGGUCUGAGUUCGGGCUCAAGCUCGGAGUCUUCUGGCCAGCGAAAGCAGCCCGGAACGCCUACGAUGCAUCCCAAUGUCACAAGUCCCUACGCCCACCCUCUGACAGACUUUCCGCCACGAGGACCACCGUCUAAGAGCUCGGCAGCGUCCGCUCCAACUAUCUUCUCGAAGACUAACAGGCUCAAGGACGCGAUUCUCAACAGUAUGAGCAUCCCCGCUUACGCCAUGUGGAAGGAUGAAAGCUUCGGCCUGCCGAACAAAGCUGCCAUCAAACUCAUCUACCCAUGGAUUGAGGAUGGCGACUUCGAUUCGAACGAGCAAGCACGCGAUUUCCUGUCCCAUUAUAAGCUCUACAAAGGCGAUUUCUCCGCCGAGCUCGCCCUCGAAGACUUUCCAAUCAUGCGCGUCAUGAGGGAGCAGGAAUCAUUCGAGCAGUAUCGUGUGGGCAUCUACAGCGCCAUAGACGGCAGCAAAAUGCUGUUCGACGUCGCAGGCGAGCCGCUCUUCGAUGACAAAGGCGAAUUCCUUGGCGGUCUGGUGCUCUUCUAUAACGUCACGGACUACGCUCAGACCAUCUCUCGCCAGCAGAGAGAGAAUGAGCAACAGUUUGAGGAGAUCAGCAACAUGGUGCCGCAGAUGAUCUGGCGAACAACGCCUGAUGGCUCGCACGAUUAUUUCUCCGACCGAUGGUACAGCUUUACCGGCUUAACGCGGGAGGAGAGUCACGGCGACGGCUGGGUUAAUGCAUUCCAUGCAGACGAUCUAGAGGUGGCAAAGCCGAGAUGGGCGCAUAGUCUGGCAACGGGUGACGAAUACCUUACAGAGUACCGAGCUUGGAACAGAGAGUCCGCGAGUUGGCGGUGGAUGCUCGGCCGAGCCGUGCCGAUGCGGAACGAGAAUGGAGAGAUCAUGAAAUGGUUCGGAACUUGCACGGAUAUCCACGAUGUGGUAAUGGCGCGCGAGGAAGCGAGGCAAAUGAGACAGGCGCUUGCUCGUGUCAUUGAUACCGCAAAAAUAACACUCUGGGCCAUCGACAAAAACUGCAAGCUUACACUCUUCGAGGGUCUUUCUAUGGCAGAGCCCUACGACUCGGAUGUGCCGAAGUCUCACUAUCUUGGCAUGGAUCUUUGGGAUAUAUUCGAAGAGCAGAACCGUAUGAACGAGCUUCCGGCUUACAGAGGGCCGAUCUUGGAUGUUUUGGAAGGUCGAGCCGCGGAACGCUUAGUUGAUGUGGCGAACACGACUAACAAGCGCUUCUACAGCACACGGCUGCUGCCCAUGUUGAGGCAGGAGCGGAAAGGCGGUCUUGACGGCGAGACAUACCGAGACGGCGUUGUUGGCGUCAGUAUGGAUGUUACGGAGCUGCAUCAGGCAGCCGAGGAGGUCAAGAUGCGUGAGCGCGAGAAUUCGCGCUUGAUGGCACAAAGUGUGGCCGCGAGAGAAGCGAGCAAGAUGAAGAGUCAAUUCCUGGCCAACAUGAGCCAUGAGAUUCGCACGCCGAUUGCGGGCGUUAUCGGCAUGGCAGAGAUCCUGUUAGAUGACGAUAGUGGCCAGCUGACCAAGGAGCAAAAGGAGUGCGCCGAGAACAUUCAGCGCAGUGCGAACGGCUUGCUUACCGUGAUCAAUGACAUUUUGGACUUCUCCAAAGUAGAGAGUGGGCGCCUGGACAUCGAGGAGGUACAGUUUGACCUUUCGGUCGUUAUACGGGAUGUUAACAAGAUGCUGGGCUUUGCUGCGGAGCGCAAGGGCCUGAGAUACAUCGAUGAUAUUCAGGACUUGAAAUCUUGGAAGGUAAUGGGUGAUCCAGGACGGUUACGACAGGUUAUGACGAACCUUCUUACUAACUCGAUCAAGUUUACCUCUGAGGGCAGCGUGACAAUGCGCGUUUGGCCUGAGCGGGAGACUGCGGAAACGGUGGAGGUCCACUUCCUUGUCGAAGACACGGGCAUCGGCAUUGAGGAGGAAGUGCGACAGAAGCUCUUUAAACCGUUUUCGCAGGCUGACAGCUCGACUGCCAGACGCUUCGGCGGGACGGGCUUGGGCUUGACGAUCUCCAAGAACCUUGUAGAGCUUAUGCACGGUAAGAUCUCGCUUGACUCGAAGCUUGGUGUGGGCACGAAAGCAACGUUCUGGAUUCCGUUCCAUAAGGCUGCAUUCCAGGGCGGUAACUCGCCAAUCCUCGACCUAGGUUCCAUCCCCGAUCGACUGCAGUCAGAGGUUUCUGUCUCCCGGGCGAGCUCCGAGCAUAGUGUGCCGACUACGCCCACCACUCCAGCCAAGCCUCUGCAUCACCGCCAAUCCUCCGGCAACGGCGUCCCAGGCUUGCAAGUCUGGCCGUCAGACGCUCCGCAACCUGCACUGAGCGAAGAGGAGCGCAGCAAAACACAAAUUCUAGUUGUCGAGGACAAUCCCAUUAAUCAGCAGAUAGCGCUGAAGACGAUCAAGAAGCUCGGCUUUCCAGUGAAAGCUGUGUGGAAUGGUCAAGAGGCUCUCGACUAUCUUCAACAACCUGAUUCGAAGGAGAACCCUCGGCCUGACAUCAUCCUUAUGGAUGUACAGAUGCCGAUCAUGGACGGAUACCGUGCUACCUACACAAUCCGCAACGCGGCGCCUUUUGUUUCGAAUCCGGAGGUCCAAAGUACGCCGAUCGUGGCAAUGACUGCGUCAGCGAUUCAAGGCGAUAGGGAGAAGUGUCAAAUGGCUGGCAUGGACGAUUAUCUAUCGAAGCCUGUGAAGAAGCCGAACCUCGAGAAAAUGCUGGUGAAGUGGGCUGUUGAGGGAAAGCGGAAGCGUGCAGCGCUCGCCAAGGUCGUUGAGAGCGGUACGCAGAAGCGUCCGCGCGUGUCGCGCAAGACCUCGUCUUUUAUCUCAGACCAUGCAUCUCAGUCUCCACAAGAGCACCUCUCGUCAGAGCUGGAGAAGCUGGACUUCCAUCACCACGCCGCUAUAGAUCGUUCUCAAGAGCUACCUGGUGACGCUGCGGUACGCAAAAGGGAAGCCGAGGAGAAAGCGAUGUCGCUAAGAGACGACGCACUUAUCGAAAGUGGUGAAGAUCCGAAAACACGAUUCGGUCGUGGCGUCAGUGAUGAAGGCCAUGAGAAGACUUCUGCCACUGCCGGCCCUCCCCAGGCGCUCACCGCCGAGAACAUAGAGAUGUUUACCGCGCCAGACCGUAUGGCACAUCUGAAGCGUGCCGACGCGGAGGGCACCGCGGAUGACGCGGACAGUUUGGCUGCUACAGCCGGCGAUGGCCCUAGUGUCUUUCCUCACAGAGCGGUACCUAGUCCACUUGGCACACGCAGUCCUGACUGA
Messenger RNA from Baudoinia panamericana UAMH 10762, 4089 nucleotides. RefSeq lists its product as uncharacterized. Gene Ontology annotation, molecular function: protein binding; phosphorelay sensor kinase activity. The record is from RefSeq and is a predicted model, not a curated record. Gene Ontology annotation, biological process: phosphorelay signal transduction system; phosphorylation. NCBI's taxonomy places the organism in Eukaryota, Fungi, Ascomycota, Dothideomycetes, Mycosphaerellales, Teratosphaeriaceae. The transcript has a single exon. The coding region runs from base 1 to 4089 and encodes 1362 amino acids.